UAAAAGGAGUCGUUCGGGCUGCACGUAGCGUCACUCAUCCCCCGGCAGCCGAAUACCCAACAACCAGCAGCACCAUGCUCCGCUACAUCGCUCUGCUCGUGCUGGUGGCCGGCGCCAGCGCCCACCUCAUGCCCAAGUGCCCGAAGGUGAUCGGCAUGUACCCCUUCGACAUGGACCAGUUCCAAGGUGACUGGUACCUGGCCGCCGCCACCGAAAAGACGCUGGAGAAGAGGGGCAAGUGCGGCAAGUUCGUCUUCCCCACCUACGCCAAGGACGACAAGAUCGAGGACACCGUGCUGACCGCCCGCUACAGCGGUGUCAAGGAUGGUGCUCCCAUGGCCAGCGAAGUCAUCAUACAGCCCAUGUUCAGCGACAAGGUUGCCAACCUGUACAGUGUGUACCGCAAGGAGGGAACCAGCGAGUUCAGCAACGUCAUGAAGGUGGCCAUCGCCAGCUCCGACUACAAGAGUUUCGCCGUCUUCGUGGGCUGCAAGCUGUCGUUCAACUCUGAGGCCAAGAAGUUCGAAGCGGCCGUGUUUGGCGAGAUCUGGACCCGCGAGGGCGUCACCCUCAGCCAGGACACCUACAACGCACUCACCACCCAACUGGCUUCCUACGGCAUCGACGCGGCAUCCAUCAAGCAGGUUGAGAAGUGCUAAAAACUGACCGCUGUACUAUCCAAAGACAAACGACCCCGGACCAAUUGCUAGCAAAUCAGAAAUUUAACACAAUAAAUCUAAGUUAUUUCCACCAUCAAAA
This is a messenger RNA of Frankliniella occidentalis (western flower thrips), 759 nucleotides long. Its product is annotated as bilin-binding protein-like. NCBI's taxonomy places the organism in Eukaryota, Metazoa, Arthropoda, Insecta, Thysanoptera, Thripidae. The record is from RefSeq and is a predicted model, not a curated record. Gene Ontology annotation, biological process: symbiont-mediated perturbation of host defenses. Bases 75 to 659 code for a protein of 194 amino acids. The transcript is spliced from 2 exons.